AUUCAAAUCUGUUUUGAGGCGCUUAAAAUUUGCGGUCAGAAGAUUGUUCCGCAUUCGUUCGCUGUUUUUGUGCAAGUCAAGUUUGUUUUACACAAAUCCGGCUUUGUGUUUUGUAGUGUGCAGCGAGGACACUGUUUUGUUUUUCCGUGUUUCGUUACGAACGAUAAGCAAAACUUUCGCUCCCACUCGUGGCUGUCGGAAGAGAUGCAACAAUCGGCUUGACGGUAAACAAGAACGCACCGUGUCUCGCGAAAAUCUAGAACUUACGAACGCACCAUGAACAGUCAGCUGCUGGCGGACCAGCAAUUGGCCAAGCUUUACUUCGUACUGCGCGUAGGGCACAAUUCGAACGAAAAUGCUUCCGAGGACAUGAAGAUGGCUUACACGACCGCCCGGGAGCACAAUGACAACGAGGAGCUGCAGGGCUGGAUCACCGAGGACGAGUGCCUGAAGAUGGACGAGCAAACGCUCACCAAGCGGCACGUGUUUGUGUUUGAAAAGUUCACCGGUACCGCGUUCGAACACGCACGCAAGUCACCAUCCACCGUGAUCGGGCCCCGCUGUCUCAUCAGCUGCUUCAUGGACAACGAGACAAUACCGCUCGGCGUGCAUCCGGUGUACACGACGGCGAUGCGCAACCUCACCGUGUGCAGUUCCGGACUGAAGGCGAAGGAAAAGUCGCUCGUCAGUCAGCUGGUGUGCCACAUGGGCGGGUACUAUCUGGACGUGCUGAAUGCCAGCUGUACGCAUCUGGUGUCCUCCACGGUCAAAUCGGUCAAGUACGAGAAGGCGGCCGAAUGCAAACUGCCGAUCAUGCACCCGGACUGGGUGAAUGCGGUAUGGGAGGAAAGUCAGCGGCGCGAUCUGCACGCAACCGAGCCCGGCAUCAUCGAGCGCUACCGCUUGCCGGUGUUUUACGCACUCACGAUCACCUCGACCGGGCUGACCGCGGCAAAGAAGAAUGAAAUCAAAUCGUUGAUCGAAUCGAACGGAGGCAAUUAUGUUGGUUCGUUCAAAUCGGAAACGACGGACAUACUGAUACUGGAGAAGACGGGCACCGAGUCGGCCAAGUUUCGUGGUGCCGUACGCUGCAACAAGGAAUGUCUCACACCGGAAUGGAUUGUGGACAGUGUGGCGUGCGGGUACGUGCUGCCGGUUCGCGAGUAUGAAGUAAAAAGCCUGAAAGCAUCCACACCGACGAAAGCGGAAGAACCGGCCGUUGCCUCCGGUGCGGUUGGGUUGCGCAUUUCCGGCGGUCAGUUUAAUCCCGACUGCACGCAACUGUCCGAGAUAUCGCACGCUAAUUUUUCCGCACGAAAUGAAACAAUCAACGAAAGUAUUAUGAGCGGAGGUGCGGAUGGAAUGCCGCCUAGCGUUUCCGGCGUUGCACGUCCCGCCGGAAGUCAGCGGUACCGGGAAGUGCUCGCGCGCAUGACGGUGCAGCAAGCAAAGAAGGCGGGACCCGUGCUGGAUGGGUGUAGCGUUUUUCUGAGCGGUUUCACAGCGGACGAGAGGGAAAAGUUGAACAAAAUCCUCAACUCCGUCGGUGCCGUACGGUAUGACGAGAUAUCGGGCGCCAUCAGCCACGUGAUUGUCGGUGAACAGCACGCGUCCGAGUUGGCAAAGUUCCGUGACUCUACGGCCCAUCUGCUCACGCUCGAUUGGUUAGCAAAGUCGAUCGAGCGGCGCCAGCUAGCGCCGGAAGACGCAAGCGAAUUCACGUUCCAGCCGUCCGGCAAGGGCAUCGUAGAUCGGGCACCGGAACCACCGUCACCGUCGAGCAAGAAGAAUCUCCAGCGCAUGAACAGCAGCGUGUUUAAGCGACCGGAUGUGCCGAAGUUCCGCCUCGAAGAGCCAACGCCACCUGGGCCGAGCAAAGCGUCGGCGGCACCGCCGGCCGCGAAGCAACCGAACGAGGUGGACUCCAUCAUGAUGCAGUACAUGGAGAAGAAUAUGGCCGAAAAGCUGCCGGUGGAACCGAAACCACCGUCAUCGGGUGCGUCCUCCACCACCAGCGGUGUGAGCCAGCUGGAAUCGGAGCUGGAAUCGCAGUUCCCGGAGUUUAUGCUCGGGAAGACGCUGUUCGUGUUCGGCUUCUCGGAGGAAGAUGCGUUACAGAUACUGUCCGAUUGCAAGGAAUGCGGUGGAACGAUCGUCGACGAAAGCUACACCGACGAGGUCGAUUACAUCGUGCUGCCGACGUCGUGCAUCGGUUCGCCGGACUUUGCCGUGCGCGGUAAGGAAACGGUCAACUGCAUCUGGCUCGAAACCUCGAUACAGAGUGGCCAGUGCUGUCCGAUGGAGUACUACUACGAGCCGAUCAUUUACGGCGAGGAUGAUCCUACCCCGCUCGAGGGAGAAACGGUCGUGAUCAGCUCGUAUUCCGGGCCGGAGCGUGAGUUUUUGAUAGCGAUGGGGAAACUGCUGGGGGCUUGCGUGCAGGAACGUCUCGUCCGGAAGGCUGCACCGUUGCUGGUGUGCAAGGAGCCGGCCGGUGCCAAGUACAAUGCGGCAAUCCAGUGGGACUUGACGGUGGUGCGCGCGGAAUGGUUGCGGGAGUGCGCACGGUUGAAGCGUCGCGUUGCCGAAAAUCCUUUCCUUGUGGGUGAUGCAAUCUGUUCUGCGAAGAACGUUGCCGCCGGUGCUGGUGCGGCGUGCCUUCCCACCACGUCUACCGACGAUGUGGACAUCGAGUCCGUUCGGGAGGAUCAGCCCAAGGAGGAAGAGGAGCCUUCCAUGCUGCCGCAAGCCUCGUCGACGAUGAAACCUCUCCCGAAACCGACCACUGGCGGUGAGUUCCAGUACAUCACGGUUCAGAAAACGCGCGAGGAAACGGAACUGCAGUACGGCUUUAAGCGGCUGUCCACGCCGAAGCUAAGGCAGCUUACGAGCGACGAGCGGAUGGUGUACUCGCAGGAGAUGGACCAGUACGAGGAUCUGAUCAAGGCACAGCGUGCCCAAAGGAAACCCUUCGAUCCGAACGAAGGAACAGCCGUUCCGGGUGCGAUGGAGUCUCCUGCCGGGGAUGUCCUGCGAACGCGCCGCUUUACGGCCAUUUCCGAGGAAGGGAGAGGAUCGUCCUCAUCCCGCUCACCGGUAACUCCCGUUGCGCCCGGUGGAUCCGGAGCGACCAGUGCCAACGUUACGCCGAUCGGUGCUGGCGGCGAAUACGAAGCCAUGAGUGUGACACAGCGCGUGAUGGACUUUGACACACCGAUUCGCACCACACUGUACAAGGUGCUGAAAGAGGCGGAAGAAGCGGAUCGCAACAUUACGCCCCGAACGAGACGCGUCCAGGAGCUGUUGGCCACACCGCACGCUGGCCCCGGGACGGUCGGUGAUGGUCGCAUCCGUACCCCGACGCUUCCCGAAUGCAUGACAAAGCCCGUCACACCGUACGGCUUCCGGCCGGACGCGAGCCCCGACAAUCACGCCUACCACAAGCGCAAACUGCAGCACUGGGAUCGGUACUACAAAUCGUCCGCCGGCAGCACGGCGGCAGCUGGCCCGUCCGGCGAACCGGGCGUGGAAACGGCUUCCCAGAAAGCACGCCGGCUAAGCACACCCAUCAGCGAGAUCAAGCGCCGGUUCUACGUGGAAAAGUUUGGCGAUGGGUACGCGCACCAUGUGGAAUCCAAGUGUACGACGGUUCCGCGCAAGAUGCCAGAUUUAAACCGCUCCGGAGAGGCGGACACGAGCCAGGAGGAGGAAAUUGCCUGCACUGCACCACAGCCACAGGAGAAGGUGCCAUCGCCUGUUGUGGCGGGAGCCGUCCGUUCGGCAAACUCAUCGAGCGGAUCGCUCGAACGAAGCAACACCAGCGCUGAAAAGCGAUCCCGCAGCGAGCUGGAAGAGCAGGACGAGGCGGUGGACGAUUUGGACGAGAGUGACAAGCAGCAGUACCGUAGUCCGGCGCCUGGUGUACAGGAGCCUGCCGCGAAAAAGCCGCUGCUGAAUGUUGGGCGAGGUGACGAGUUCGUGCAGCGGUUGAGUGACGUUAUUGCGGCGGCCAAAGAGUCGGCCAAGAAGAAGGCCAAGAUUCAGCUGCAACCCGACACGGAGCAUAUACCGCCGGAACAGUACACCGAGAUGGAUUACGAUUCGGAAGUUAAUGUCGGAGGAGUCGUUUGGCGCGAACGUGACAUUGAAAACAUCCAGGCGAAUGAAUCCGCUAGACAACCACCGUCCAAAACGAAACCGAACGACACGAUCAACGAGAAGAGUAUGAAAGAGAAAAGCUCCACCGCACGGGCGAAUCCGCACGGUAUGAAGUACCCGGGAGUGCCCGUGUUUGCCAUCUCGGGCGUGCCGGAAAACGUACGGCUAGAGUUGGCGCGGAAAAUCGAACAUUUGCAGGGCAGGCUGGCAUCGGACCCGAACCGGUACGAUCCGGAAUGUACGCACAUCCUGUGCGGGAAGCCCAACCGGGGCGAAAAGAUGCUGUCUGGGAUAGCGGCGGGCAAGUGGCUACUCUCUACCAAGUAUCUGGACGACAGUUUCGAUGCGGGGUACUUUUUGGAUGAAGAGUGCUACGAAUGGGGCAACCCGAAGGCGGCCGGCAAGCUGACCGCACUAGCGUCGGCUGGGGAUUUGGAAACGGCCGCAGCCGCUUAUACCUGGCGCACGCGCAUCGCAAACGACGUGGGUAAGCAGGACGGGGCCUUUACCGGGUUCCGGGUGCUGCUGGCGGUACCGAAGAAGGACCAGUUCGUGCGGCUGAUACAGUCCGGGGGUGGGUUCGUGCUCGAUCUCGAUCCACCGUUCAUCAGCUCGGAACGUGCCAUGUCGGCCACCCACUGCUUUGUCGACCGGAAGGUGAAGCUGACGAGCGAGGAUCAUCGCGCGCUGGCCGAGGCCGGCAUUGCCGUGCUGUCCAUCAUGUACCUUAACGCGUACCUUACGUCGGCUAGUCUGCCCGAUCCCAACAACUUCCAGCUGCCGAUCUAAGCGACUUAGCGUAAGUGUUUUUUUCUUUCUCUUUGUUUGCAGCUGUUAGUUCAGUGAUUACAUAGAUUCCAUUACGAUCUUCUGUUGUGAAUGCUUCUUUGCUCUGCAAUAAACUGUUAGGGUAAACCGAACAGUGAUGGUUCAUGUGGACUAGGAAGCGCCUAACGAA
Messenger RNA from Anopheles stephensi (Asian malaria mosquito), 5116 nucleotides. It is a transcript of the gene mus101, whose product is annotated as DNA topoisomerase 2-binding protein 1. The coding region runs from base 277 to 4947 and encodes 1556 amino acids. The record is from RefSeq and is a predicted model, not a curated record. The transcript is spliced from 4 exons. NCBI's taxonomy places the organism in Eukaryota, Metazoa, Arthropoda, Insecta, Diptera, Culicidae. Gene Ontology annotation, biological process: mitotic DNA replication checkpoint signaling; mitotic G2 DNA damage checkpoint signaling; DNA replication initiation.